AUGGGUUUCGCCUAUGCAGCAGAGUUUCGGAAAAGCUUCAAUACAGCUGAGGACUUCUUCAGUGAGCUUGCCGACCUUUUGCGGAUGCUGGAUAUUGCUUGGUUCCUGGUGGCCGCCGCAAUCGCCUUGGUUAUCGAGCCCUGGCUGCAUUUGGGUGCCAGGGCAUCGGAAGCUCUAGGCAUCCUGGCAACCUUCACAGAUUGUGGGCGACACCUCGCAGGAUCUGAUGGCGUCAAGUGGACGCCACCGCCAUGGUACACCUUGACCACGAUCUUCGCAUCGCUCUCCAGCCACGCAGCUGGCAUCCUCGGCUUCGUGGGCUUCCAGAAGAUCGUGGUGGCCAGGAUCGUGUCCACCAGCCAGCCGAGGGCCAACUGGUCGGCGCCCAAUUUCCUCCUUCUCACCAGCAUCGCCAUUUCCAUCACGGCGAUCUUUUCAAGCCUCGUGUUUAUGGGCGUGGACUACUUGCGCCGCCUGGCCAUCGAUAGUGCACGGAGCCGGGGCUUCCGGCUGGUUUUCAUGCGCGGCAAGCUGGAGCGCACAGGACUCGGGAUGGCGCUGAUCAUGUUAACCUUCGUGCUGAUCGCACUGUACAUGCUUGUCAUCUACACGGAGAGACAGAAUUCGAAGAAACAGGAGCCAUCUCCAGAUUCGGCUGUCAACGACUGGGGUGACAUGAAAGUGUUCUGGGACAAGGCCUGCAGCUGUGCUACCGUCCUUCUCUACUUCUUCAACCUUCGCAGCCUGUGUGAGUCACCCAAGGUGCAGUUCCACCAGACUGUCGCAAGUGCAGACGAGGAUCUGGAGCAAAUCAACAUCAAGGACUACUUGACGAAGUUCUGCAAUCGCCGUGAUGAAAGGUCCAAUUUCCGAAGCUGCCUGGCCUACCUUGCACGUGGUUUGGCCGGGGAGGACAUCGGCCUCCUGUUGAAGAUGGGCACGCGCCGUGCCUUAUUCCCGAAUCAGCGCUUUGCGCCGCUUUUGCACGUCGUCGGUAUUCUGAUGCUCUCUGGCCUGCUGCCUGGCAUCUGUCAGUUUGCCACGGAGCAGCUCUUCGACGACCCACAGAUUCUGGAAGUGAGGCCAAUCUCGGCGGACUUGUUGCCUGCUUUCGAUGCCGAAAGCAAUCGCAGAAAAUAUGCUUUGCUAUUGGGCAAAGAGCCUCGUCUCCACGUGAAGACCAAGUCCGCGCAAACCUCGAGUAUCGAGAUCUGUUGCGAGACGGAUCCAGACAACUGCACGGAUUACAGGCUCGAGCACUCACUGAUUCAGUUCGAUGAGAAGCCCGCCAUCCUCGAGAUUCCGGCUGCGGCAUCCACGAAGUGCAAACUGACUGCUCGAGGCCUGAGCAAGAAGUCAUCGACGACGCUGGACUUGAACGUGGAGGUGAAGACCAUCAAGCAUGUGUGUGGCUGCGGCCUCGAUGCUGAAGCAGAGGAAGUACCGGACAUGGUGGCGAAAGAUUUCUGCACCCCGGUGCCAUGUGCCGUAGAUAAUUCGAACCGGGAGCCAGGUCCGUUGUGUAACUGCAGCAACGGCUAUGCUGGGAACAUUGUCUGGGAGGGGGCCCAAGUCAGUGGCAAUUGUACUCCUGCUCCAUGCUACAUUGAAAAUUCGACCAGGAAGCCGGGUCUUCAGUGCCAGUGCAAAGACGGUUUCUCCGGUGAGGUUCAAUGGCACCAAUCCAUUGCAUCUGGUGAAUGUCUGCCAGCUGACUGCGGCAUUCAAUAUUCCAUAGGCGCGGGGCCGGAUUGCAAGUGCAUGGACGGCUAUGACGGCAACAUCAGCUGGAAACGUUCGCAACCUCUCGGUCCAUGUGUGCUGGCAGCAGGCUGUGCAGACAACGUUGAAAACAGCGUGGGCGAGGGAGCGAAAUGCAAGUGCAAAGAUGGUUUCACAGGCAAGGUUCUUUGGCAGGGUGCAGUGCCUCAUGGAAGCUGCAAAGCCACAGCGUGCCACAUAGAGAACUCCAACCAGCAACCCGGUCCUGGCUGCAAAUGCAAGGAUGGCUAUGUGGGUGAUAUAAGGUGGCACGGAGACCGUCCGAGCGGCACUUGUACACCGGCGCCCUGUGCGAUCAAGAACUCCAACGAGAAGUCGGGCCAACAGUGCGCCUGCCUAGAUGGGUUUGCAGGAGAGAUCACAUGGAAAGGCAACACACCACAGGGACCCUGCAAACCGGCGUCAUGUGCAAACAUUGCAAAUGCAAAGGGCAGCGGAAGAAAGUGCAAGUGCAAAGAUGGCUUUGAUGGCACGGUGACUUGGUCGGGUGCCAAUGCUUCGGGAGACUGCGAGCCUGCAACCUGCACAAUCAAAAACUCCAACCAGGAGGAUGGACACGCAUGCAAGUGCCUCGAGGGCUUCGGGGGCUUUAUUUCUUGGUGGAAUUCACGUUCCUUCGGCAGCUGCCUUCCGCUGCACUGCCAAGGGCCUCAUUCCAAUGGCAAGAAGGGCCCUGGUUGUGGUUGUACGGAUGGGUUCUUCAUGAAUGGGUCCAAGGAGGUGCUCCGCGCACCUUUGAAAUCGUCUCCGGGCUUCGGAUUGGGAAGAGCCAUUGAAGUCGAAUGCCUACCUGCUGCGUGCACUAUAGAACACUCAAACAUGAAGCCCGGCAAAGAUUGCGCUUGCCAGGAUGGGUAUCAGGGGCAAAUUUCCUGGAAAGGUCAAGUUCCGAGUGGUUUUUGUGUGGCAGCCCAAUGUUGGACUGCAAACUCUAAUGGCAAGCCAGGCUUGGAGUGCAAGUGCUCAGACGGUUACUCUGGCCGCAUCACUUGGGAGGGCACAUGGGAAAGCGGCACAUGUGUGCCGGCUCAGUGCGACAUUGAUAACUCCAAUCACGAGCCGGGGCACGCAUGCAAGUGUGAGGAUGGUUUUGUUGGAGAUAUUUUGUGGAGAGAAGACUGGCCCACUGGGAGCUGCAAGCCCGCCCCUUGUAACAUUCAGAACUCCAAUCUGGAGCCUGGACGGGCCUGUCGGUGCAAAGACGGUUUCCAAGGAGAGAUCACGUGGCAUGGUUCAUCAGCCACUGGAACUUGUGAGCCUGUGCCCUGCCGUGUUCUUCACUCUGACCAUGCGCCGGGUCCUGCAUGUCGGUGUUUACGCGGCUUUUUUGGCCGCAUCGCAUGGAGUGGCCCUGCAGUGUCUGGAAUUUGCGUUCCCCGACCACUCUGUCGAUUUGGAGACGCUUUCCAUGUGACGAGACUGACCGCAGGACUGGUAGAUGCAAACAACAACACCUGCAGAGCAGGCCAGGCCAUGCUUGUCCAUGGCCACCGGCAACUGGCACAUGGUAGAAUGAGCAGACAUGUGAAGUUUAAAAUGAGGUGGACUUCUGCAGACGCCUUGCCGCCGGCCAAGUGCAAGGUGGUGCCCGACCCAGAGCACUUCAGCCUCACAAGCUGGUGUGCAGCGACGCCUGGGCAGCCGCUGUGCUCCCCGCAAACCGUCUAUACGGUGACCAGCCGCAAUGCAUCUCACUAUGCUUGCGAUGGUUGCAAGACGCCGGAGCAUGCCUUGACUGAGUUUAGAGGCAGCCGUUGUGGAUAUGACCUUAUCAAGUGGGAGUUCUUCACCAUCAACCCUGGAUCGCCUGAUGCAUGCACAUGCAAUCUGUCCUCGAGCUGCAGCGAAGUACCUGCAGAUGAGCUCCCCAGAGCUUGUAUCCAGGCCGCAGAGCCUGCGGUUCUGAGCUUUGGCUUUGCAGGGAAGGAUGAGCAGGGCUUCUUCAUAUUCCAUGAGACCGGAGAGCUCCUUGCAACAACAUCCAGCAAGGGCAGUGGCCUCAAGUCAUUCAGAGUCGUAGAACCGCAUGGUUUGGGUUCGCAAAGGCAGGCUCUUCUGGCAGGUGGAUGA
Symbiodinium necroappetens is the source of this 3852-nucleotide messenger RNA. The record is from the annotation of a GenBank genome assembly. NCBI's taxonomy places the organism in Eukaryota, Dinophyceae, Suessiales, Symbiodiniaceae.